Messenger RNA from Dracunculus medinensis (Guinea worm), 303 nucleotides. Lineage: Eukaryota; Metazoa; Nematoda; Chromadorea; Rhabditida; Dracunculidae. The record is from the annotation of a GenBank genome assembly.
AUGGUAUUUCCUCUGCUUGGUCGUUUUCCAAUGCUUGUAGAUCUUCAGUCAUUUCCUCAGCAGUUCAUCCUUCGAUGCAGUAUCUCUGAAUUCUUCCCGGGUUUUGUUCAAGAUGGUUUUCACAUUCAUCAGCCCCACUCGCCUUCUUUUCUGUCGGUUGGACUUAGGGAAAUUUUCGUGCAUUGUGAGGAGUUUCCUGAUCUUUACAUUAGCAAUCCCAUAUCUCCUUUUGUCCAACUUAUUGUGCUAGGUGCAUAUAUUUAUGGCAUAGAUUUUGCUCUUCCUAUUGAUCUGGCUCUUUAA